UAUUGCAACCAAAAACUAGAACUAGGGAAGUACGAAUUAAAAGUAAUAACUACGUCAGCAAACAAUGUGUGGUGAAUACUAUCCGGCUUUUUUUGCGUUCUUAAUUAUUAAUUAAAGAAAAUUGUUUAAUACAUUGCAAUUAUGUUGACAGCCAAUGAACCGUUAAGUAUUGAUGAGUAUGCUUUUAAAAGCUCUCCAGAAUCGUCUGGGGAUGACUCCUUUAUGAGCGAGGAAGAUUUUUUACAACAACUGUCAUCGGAACUGGAUAUUCCGUUGCUACUAAAUGCCGGUCACGAUGAAAUGAGUUUGUUAAAUACAUUUCUAGAUAAAAGUACAGACGAAAUUUUGUCAGAGAUAAGCUCUACAGCUCUAGAAUUUAAAUGGCAAGAUGUGAAGAAGGAAUUAAACGAUCUCGAGCAGCUUGACUUAUCGAAUUAUGGACCAGAGGCAUUUCCCAAUGCUAAGGCUGAAGUAAAGGUAGAGCCUUCUCUUCAGUGUAUUAAUGAAAACUCCUUCGAAGUUAUUUCAACCGGUUCUUCCCCAAAUAAAAUCUAUACUAAAGUUAGUACCCCAUCAGAAAAUGUGAUUUAUUCGAAACCGUAUUUAUAUAGUAACGCCCAACUUGCGACAACGCAUCAGUCGCAACCCACGAGUCUGUCCAACAUAAACGUAAAAGUUACCAAAUUAUCACCUAAACGAUUUACAGUCAGCUCUACAGCCCCGUACAUUAUUCCAUCAAAUAAAACCAAGCAAAAAAUUUUGUUGGUUCCCUCUGUCUCGACCACACCUGCAACAAAUGCGUCAAAUUCACAAAAUAUUGUUAUAUUAGAUAAUGUAGUGACUUCAGUUCCUUUAGACAGUAGUAACGUUACCAAUACUAAUCCAGUGACAAUUAACAACAUUAAUACCGUUACCGUACCCUCGCUAUCACCUCUCAGACAAAAUAUUGAUGAGACUUCACUUACUAUAUCACCUGUAAGGAAUCAGACAAUCGACGCCAGAGCUUUAAAAAGACAGCAGAGGAUGAUUAAAAACCGGGAAUCUGCGUGCUUAUCGAGAAAGAAGAAGAAAGAUUACAUGACAUCUUUAGAGUUUCAAGUGCAAUCAUUAACUGAAGAAAACCAAAGGUUACUUAAGGAGAAUAGGUACCUGAAGGAUCAGUUGGAGGUGUACAAAGUGCAAAGGAAAAUUCAUAUUAAUUUACCGACAACGAAAACGUUCACAAAAACUUUAGCAGUGUGUGCCAUUGUCUGCGUGAUGGGUUUAAAUUUAAACUACUUUCAGAAUCCCAGUGUAUUGAGAAAUAACAGGCUUAUGGUAGAACGAGAUGCGAGCGUCUUUGAUACCUAUCGUAGCCGAAAUUUACUUUGGUCAGCUGAUUUGGACAACAGCUUUGAAAAGAAUGAAACUAAACGUUCGAAUGUCCUUGUUUGUCCUGUUCAUGUGAAUCACACGGAAAAUGUUCGUUUAGCUCAAGAUUUGCAUAGGUUAAUUGGUAAACCAUACAACAUCUCAAAUGAUAUAUACCGAACAGUAUCUAGAAAGAGACCUAAAAGGAAAGAUUCUAUUAAAAAGAAUGGUAAGGAUGUGGAUGGCUCAAACUUAUAUUCACCAUUGCUGUACAAAACGAGUAGACGACAGCGCAGAAUAGGAUAUACCAGUAUGAGUAACGAACUUCAGAUCUUCUCACCGACAAUAGACCAACUAUAUGCGGAAUUUUUUGAAGCUAUCAAUCGGCAGGAUGACACUUUCUAUUUGGUUUCUUUGAAUUCUGACCAUUUCCUCUUGCCUGCAUUAAACCAUAAUAAAACUAGGAGGCCCAAAUUAUCUCUACUGCUACCUUCGAUAUUGUCAAACGUUACUUCGUCGCCUGAUCCCCACACUGUUUCUCUCAUGCAGAUUGACUGCGAAGUUGUCGACACUCACUUAUUGCAUGUUAAUUAUGGUGCAAUACCGCAACAUUUGCGAACACAUUCUAAUACCACUCAAGAACCUUACACUUCAGAUGAUAUGUAUCAUGGUAUGAAUAACACAAACAAAAAGUUUACAGUUCGACGAACCUACAAACCUUAUUUUAUGCGCAAAAGUCAUGCAAAACAUAAAAACACCACAGAUUAUAAGGGUAAUUACUAAUAAUGGAACUAAUAUACUAAUAAGUACAAAUACUGAUGAGCAUGUCACACGAUGAUGUUUUUUUUGUUUUAAGUGUUGUUGUCGGUUGAAUUAGACUAAUUUAUUGCACGUUUAAUGUAAAUUAUAUAGUAUACGUAUACACGAAAUCGUUAAUUAAGUACAGUCCUAGAAGGAUGUUUAAAGCUUUAUUUAGUAGUAUUGAGUAGGAAGACAAGAGAGGUAUUAAUAAUUUUUUUUACCAAGAUAACCAUAUUCAUACAGUUUUACGUAUUUUCGCAGUUACGUAAUUUGUGACACUUAAUAGACAGUGAGCAUUAUUAUCGCUAGCCGUUAAUGGAAAUGGUAAUUGUAAUAAAGUAUCAGGAUGUUACAUGUUGUCAUAUCGUAAAUAUUUGCAUUAUUCGUGGGAGGGGUCUGAAUUUGAAUUUGUACAAGAAAAUGAUUUUGGGAUCUCAAUUGCUUCACUGUGUACAGAGUAAGUAUUUAAAUGAUUAAUAAACUGAUUAUGUUUACGUUUGGCCAGUCCAUAUUGCAAAAUGUGAACAAUGUCAAGCAAUAAAUUUUUGUUAAACAAUUUUAUGAAAAUCAUUUUAUUUUAUAUCCCAUUGUGUACCCAUGGCCAUAAUAACAAUUCAUCAAAUAUAUUAUACAAUGUUAAGGUUUUAUUAUCUUGGUCUUUGGCCUUGCAUAAAUACCAGGAAGUAA
Molecule: messenger RNA, 2838 nt
Organism: Photinus pyralis (common eastern firefly)
Lineage: Eukaryota; Metazoa; Arthropoda; Insecta; Coleoptera; Lampyridae
Gene: Atf6
Product: cyclic AMP-dependent transcription factor ATF-6 alpha
Exons: 6
Coding region: 142-2133 (663 amino acids)
Biological process (GO): endoplasmic reticulum unfolded protein response; regulation of transcription by RNA polymerase II
Cellular component (GO): nucleus
Molecular function (GO): RNA polymerase II cis-regulatory region sequence-specific DNA binding; DNA-binding transcription factor activity, RNA polymerase II-specific
Source: RefSeq, a predicted model, not a curated record